Strongylus vulgaris is the source of this 563-nucleotide messenger RNA. The record is from the annotation of a GenBank genome assembly. NCBI's taxonomy places the organism in Eukaryota, Metazoa, Nematoda, Chromadorea, Rhabditida, Strongylidae.
AUGGAAAUUCAAGCACAUCUGAUGCAUCACAACCCGUACGAUAUAGUGAAAGCCGAAGAGCCGUCAACACCGCCAAAGACGAAGACAACACGUGAGUUUCACUUAAAGCGUGGUUCAGCGUUUCCUGAGGUUCGAUCGGCGUCAUAUGUGUGCCCGUCGACAGAUAUGCUCUUCAGUGUAUCAAAUUUCAACAUUCAGUCGAAUUUCUGCCCACCUGUCAACAAUAACCAUGAUCCAUUGAACAAUAAUCAUACGAAAAUCAGUUCAAAUGGCAGAACUCUAGCGGCAGAUCGUAAACGGCCUUAUCCUUGCAAUUUGUGCACAUCUAGGUUUGGCAGCAAAAUGGAACUGGAGGAGCAUCAAAAUAGUCACACCGGCAUGAAACCAUUUGAAUGCGAUGUAAGCCUAACCUCCAUUAGUUACUUUGGUCCAAUGUUCCGCGCAGAAAAGAAUUUAAGCGUAUUUGACAUAUGUGUGGAUAAAUUUAUGAAUACAGGUUUUGGUCACGCCUUAAAAUUCAUUCCAAUCAUUCCACUUAGAAUUCACCAAAAAUCUUUUUAAAU